This is a messenger RNA of Dreissena polymorpha, 2358 nucleotides long. RefSeq lists its product as uncharacterized. NCBI's taxonomy places the organism in Eukaryota, Metazoa, Mollusca, Bivalvia, Myida, Dreissenidae. The transcript is spliced from 10 exons. The record is from RefSeq and is a predicted model, not a curated record. The coding region runs from base 303 to 1901 and encodes 532 amino acids.
AUAGUAUCAUAGCAGCUUGCUUUUGACUAGUUGUUACAACGGCACUCGCUUAAUAACAACCGUUUUCUUUCAUAUGUCUUCGAUUGGGUUCUAGUUGUAUUAAAUUAAAACAAGCCCGUGCAGACAACUUGAAACAAUCACACAAUAAUCUUCCUGCAUAGAAUUAUUUUCGCCGGCAAACGUUACGUUAAGAUCAAUAGCAUUGAUUAUAUCGAGUGAAGUGAUGUGAAUUAUUUUCAUUAUAUUCAAUUGUAACAUUCGUUAUUCACAUUACACGUUUAAAGUGUUGGGCGAACUAUUGCAUGUUUACCACAACGACUAUAAUUCGACGUGAAAUGUUGGAAUGUAAUGCAAUUCAAAGUACAUGUGUAGUGUUUUUAGUUUUGAUUAAUUCUGGCAGCACAACAGAAAACACACUGGGAUAUUUAUCAGUGAGAAAUCUAGUGUUUGUCGGCGGGAAUAUGACACUGAUGUUAAUCCCAUUUUAUCACGUGAAUAUAACGAACAUUAAUUACUUAAAAUUGCAAGUCAUAUUUAGAACAGACAAUGCCGCAAAGGAAAUACAUGGAGCAAUCCGACCAUUUAAAAACGGGAAAGCUUUCUUUAUGGAGAUUACAAAUGUGAACAAGACCUGGAAUAAUUCAGCUGUUUUCUUCAAAUACAGCAAUACAGAGUCCAACAACGUUGCCGUCACAAUAAAAGAUCGCACGGAAGGUCUUCUUCACAUUCUGUCCGACCCCUCUCAGCCUGAAGACAGUGCCCAGAUUGCUUUUUAUCCUCCUGUGGGUUUUCAGGAUUGGAAGCAAAUACACCAUUGGUGGUCAAAUCGAUAUGGUGGAAACGUCAACGAUGCAAAUAAAGAGGAAAUAAUUGUUACGAUAAAAAUAGCUAACCACAGAACAAUCUUUUUAGAAUACUUCCAUAAAGAUUCUCCUAUGAACAUAAGCGCAACAGUAGUUUCCGCGCACAAAGGCGUAGGUCCUCCCUGCACUAAUCAAGAAUGUGGCCACUGCGUGUGUGUCCAUCGAGGCGAGGACUUCACGUGCUCCACUGAUGGACGCAUGUUAGCAAUGUGGAUUGGCUCUGAAAACGUGGACUUUGAGCAAAUAACAGACACAAGAAAUGAAGUGAAACAAUACAGGCCGCAUAAUGGCUCAAUUACCAAACACCAUCACAAUAGUACUAUUGUUUGCUUCAUGGAGAAAAACGGCUUUGUUUUCAACGCCAGCGCCACUUUGAUCGUACUCGAUCCUCUGAACCACGGGACAACAAUGCCUCAGUUAACGGCAAUCUGGAUAGGAAUAGCUGUCUCUACGUUCAUGUGCAUCCUCAUCCUCUCCUGGUUCAUCACAAUCCGUCGUGCUUUUCGAACAGAUGAAAACGUUACGCAACAACAAGAACUUGAAUCAAACUUCUACAUUCAUCCAGUGGUCGAUAGCACGAGCUCCAGCGGUGAUUCUUCUGCUGCAUACGAACAUUUCGAAGAGAAAUUCAAUAAACAGGAGUGGCAUCAUAGCGACAAUGCUGGAAUAAUAACCACACAUGAUGAAGGCACAACAUUGCAACAAUUUAGACCACCAGAAGAUUUGCCUGAGUCAAAAGACGUUGAUGUAACGAUUGAACAUCAUUAUGACGACAUCGAAGAGGAACUUGGAGCCACGGCGGACCGCACUCAGCCAACUAUGGAACACAAAUUCGCAAGAAAAUUCAGAUACUGUGAGGACCUUAGGCGUACCCCUGCAGAGCUUAUUCGUUUAGAAACUUCAGGAUAUUUUUCUGAACUAAACCAAAAAUCUACAUGCGCUGUGAUUCCUUUAGCAUAUGAAGAUCUGAAGAGACAUGUUAUUGAUCCCGGUCAUAAAUAUACGGCAAUAAGACCUCGUCGCACAUCAUCGAUAUAGAAACAUUGUGUCAAUAUAAUAUGAUGGCUAUCACAUGUGUGUUUAAAUGCUUACAUGUGCAUGUGAGUGUGUGAUUGCGGAUGUGAAUUAUAUUUGUUCGAAAAGAACGACGUCAUCAUUUGGGAAAUGUAUAAACAAUUACAUAAAUACCUGUCUUAAUUACAUCCAUAAUUUCCAAUCGCCUGUAAUAAGGUAUAAGACCCCAUGCAAAGGGUUAAGUAAGUGUUAGCAUUGAUGAAUUUUGUAUUUUAUGUCCAUAUAUGCUAAAAAAAACAUCCUCAAUCAGGAAGGAAAAAAGUGCUUACGUGUGGGUGUGUUCGGUAUGGGUGGUGCGUGAGCGCGUGAGUGCGUGCGUGCGAGAGAUGCGUUUAUCUGUGUUUUAAAAAUGUAUAUCAUAAACAGUAUUUGUUGAGACACGCAGAUCGUGGAGUUGAAAAAUAUAUCCUUGUUAUUCUUG